AAAAAAUACAUCAACCAUCAACGUCAGUGCAAUUCUUAUUUGUAUUUGUUUUCUUUUUGGUUUUACGGGUUGUUCUUUAGUGUUGUGUAUAUUUUUGACGAAAUAUUAAUUAAAUUCUUAACGAAAUCGACUGAAUAACAUAUCAGUUAUUACCAUUCAUUUGUUAUUUAAUAUAUAAAUAAAGCAAUUCUGUGACAUCAUGACCAGCAAUGGCUUUAAAUCGAAAUCAUCCCCCCCACAAUUGACACCUCUAAUAAAUUGCAAACGACAAGCCUAUCUGCAUUGGGAAGAUUAUUUUAUGGCCACGGCGGUGUUGUCGGCACAGCGCAGCAAAGAUCCGGUAACCCAGGUGGGAGCAGUCAUUGUCAAUGAAGACAAUCGCAUUGUGGCCAUUGGUUAUAAUGGCUUUCCCAGUCGCUGUGAGGAUGAUGAAUUCCCCUGGUAUAAGGCAUCGGAAAUUGAAGAUCUACUCGAAGAGGAUCAACAACUCGAUCCAAUGAAUGACAAGAAAAUGUUUGUGGUACAUGCUGAGGCAAAUGCCAUCCUGAAUAAGAAUUGUGCCAAUCUGAAGGGUACACGAAUCUUUACCACACUAUUUCCCUGCAAUGAAUGUGCCAAGUUGAUUGUGCAAUCGGGCAUAACGAAAGUUUAUUAUAUUUCCGAUAAAUAUGCCGAAAAACCAAUAUAUCGGGCAUCGCGUCUUAUGUUUGCAAGGGCCGGUAUCGAGUGUAUACCUUAUGUACCGCGACAGAAGAAAAUUGUCAUAGACUUUGAAAGGAUUUUGAAUGAGGAUGCGGCGAAUUUGAAUUUGUCUCAGGAAAUGGCAAAUGUUAAGCUGUAGGAAAAAUGAGAUACCACGAAGACAAAGAGGGAGAGGACGAAAAAUAUUUCUAAUAUAAAUUGGAAAAAUCAAAUCAAAUCUCUUAGAUAAUUGCUCGAGUUAGUACUAUUAUUUCUAAAUUUACUUAAAGAAGAAAAUGUUGUAAGGUUGCAUUUUUUUAUAUAAAUUAUUUAUGUAAUUGAUUACAA
This is a messenger RNA of Musca domestica (house fly), 1029 nucleotides long. Its product is annotated as probable deoxycytidylate deaminase. Gene Ontology annotation, cellular component: cytoplasm. Gene Ontology annotation, biological process: dUMP biosynthetic process; dTMP biosynthetic process. The transcript is spliced from 2 exons. Bases 200 to 841 code for a protein of 213 amino acids. Gene Ontology annotation, molecular function: dCMP deaminase activity; zinc ion binding. The record is from RefSeq and is a predicted model, not a curated record. Lineage: Eukaryota; Metazoa; Arthropoda; Insecta; Diptera; Muscidae.